This is a messenger RNA of Branchiostoma floridae (Florida lancelet), 2709 nucleotides long. Its product is annotated as calcium uptake protein 1, mitochondrial-like. The coding region runs from base 145 to 1524 and encodes 459 amino acids. Gene Ontology annotation, biological process: mitochondrial calcium ion homeostasis; calcium import into the mitochondrion. NCBI's taxonomy places the organism in Eukaryota, Metazoa, Chordata, Leptocardii, Amphioxiformes, Branchiostomatidae. Gene Ontology annotation, cellular component: uniplex complex. The record is from RefSeq and is a predicted model, not a curated record. Gene Ontology annotation, molecular function: calcium ion binding. The transcript has 13 exons.
AGUCACAAAACAGGGCGGACCCUUACGCAGUGAGGCAGGCCAUGCAGCACACUGGUACCUGGGACUUCUACCACAACAUGGUCUGAACAACUCCAGCAACACUCGUCUCGCCUGUUUUCGGUACUUCAGAAAAGGAUAAUCAAAAUGCUGAAAAGAUGCAUCCAGGCAAGACACCUGCUUCUUCGCGCUGUGUAUGUGCACAACAAGUACCUCAGCACCGCUGCGAGAGGGAGAACCCGGGCAUUGUAUAGACCAACUUUGCUUCUUGGAGGGGCGGUCGCGAUAGCUGGAACAGCCUUUCUAAGUUGGAGAAGAAAGCUGCAAGCAGCAGAAGAAGAUAGGAAGAACGGGACAGCAGAUAAGACAGCUUCAGGAGAAGAUGACGAACUUCAGGGGAAGAAGAAGAGACCGACCUUCAAAGAUAGGAAGGUGAUCGAAUAUGAGAACAGAAUCCGGUCCUUCUCCAACCCGGACAAGAUCUUCCGGUACUUCGCGACGCUGAGCGUGAUCUCGGACGGGCACUCGGAGGUCUACAUGACGCCGCAGGACUUCCUCAGGUCCAUCACGCCCGGGGAGAUGCAGCCAGAAGGUCUGGGUCUGGAUCAGUUCAUGCAUAUCCGAAAGGAGGAUGUUGGCGAGGUGGUGAGCGUGAAGUGUUCCUCCCCGGACAUCUUCUCCAAACUCGGCAACAACGGGCUCAUCAACUUCACGGACUACAUCUUUCUACUCACCGUGCUCACCACUCCCAGGCGGAACUUUGAGGUGACUUUCAGAGUCUACGACAUGGACGGAGACGGCCACCUAUCUCAUGACGAGUUCCUUAAGGUGGAGAACUUCGCCUUCCGGAACACCACUACCGGCAUGAAGCACUCAGAGCGUAGUGCCGUUGAUAAGGACGGAAUGGGGAGCUCCUUGGCUAUGUACUUCUUUGGGCCUCACCUGAACCAACGACUCACGCUGCAGAAGUUUCUGGACUUCCAGGAGAAGGUGCAGGAUGCUGUGCUGAAGCUGGAGUUCGAUCGUUGUGAGCCGGAUCACAGAAGCGGACUGAUUUCUAUCAGGGAGUUCUGCUACUCGCUGCUGAUGUACUCAGGUCUUUCUGAUAACAAGAAAAAGAAAAUGGUGGCCAGGGUCAAAAAACACAUUGAGGACAAACCACACGCACCCCCAGGCGUGUCGUUUGACGACUUCCGUAACCUGUUCCUGGCGCUGCAGCACCUGCACGACAUCGACAUCGCGCUGACGUUUUUCCACGCAGCAGGGGCGCCGCUGGACCCGACUACCCUGACACACGUCGCCAAAACCGUAGCGGCUGUCGAACUGGCUGAUCACAUCAUGCAAAUUUGUUUUAAACUAUUCGACGAAAACGAUGACGGAGUGUUGGACGACAGGGAGUUUGUCUCCUUGUUGAAACAGCGCGCCACGCGGGGGCUGACCCGUCACCAUGACACCGGAGUGUCCCGGAUGUUGUCCGCCAUUAUCAGGUGUACCAAGCAGGUCUACAGGGAGACAUACAGUGACUAGCUAGGGUCUACUGUUAGCGGUGUCUUAUUGGGGAAAUGUUGUUUUAUGGGGUGGGUAUUAAGAAUCGAUGAUGCGUUAAGUUAUUUACAUUGUUUUUAUGUAUAAUGUAAUUAAUACAAAAGGUAAAGAUGAAGUUAGUCCCAAAGACAAAAUACAACAAGAUGGGUUUUCAUACAAAGGCAUUGUACCUCACAGUGUAGUAGUUCCCUUAUAAUAAGAUUUCAAGAAAUUCAGAAGAUGAAAUUGACUCGACAUUCCUACAGACUCAGAUAGAUAGCCCAUGGUUGAAGAAAGAUUUUGAAAUCAUCAGUCUGAAUUUUCACAUGUAAGAAUAAAAAGAAUCAUUAUGAUACAAUGUACAUAAAAGAUUCAUGAUUACUCUCAUCUUUAUACGUAUCUGCGUUGCGAAAUAAAAUAGAUAGUAUCCGAUUCGUAGAGAAAAAUAAGAUUAUAAUGUGACUACAAUCAUAGCAUUACAAUCAAGCUUUCAACAUUCCGAAAGACCAGACAGCUUAGAUGUUUUCAAAUAUUGCUCCCUCACAUCUCUUAGACAUUUUAAAGUCAUGAACCGGCUAUGGGUAUGUUAUAACGCGAUGUAGGCGGAUACAUACUACGACCCAGGUAAGUCUAGGUCAUGCCAAUGGAACAUCCUGUCGGUUAUGUGAGCAGUGCAGAUGAGUAUGUGACCUCGUAUAUGUUGAAAGUUAGUUAAAGAAUAAAGCAAGUCCUGGGAACGGACACACCUGCUCACAUCGAGUGACAUAGGGCUGGGUAAAGGCUCACAAAGAGUUUGCGUCGACACCAUAUCAAUACAACCCGUCACGGUAUACACUGACUUUUUGUAAAUUUCGAAAGUAAUAACCACGUGUUCCAUGACUUAAGAGACAGAAGUGGGUUUUCACGGUUGCUGUUGCCAGGAAAGCCAAGUCGAUAUUUUGGCUUUUGGCAAUCCGUGGUGAAUAUAACGUUGAAUAUUGUCCCGUUUCUUUUCGGCCUUUGUUUAAUUACUACCAGCGUUAAGCAUUUUACAGUGCUAGUUUUCACGUAUGUUAUCUGUAAUAUAUGAUGUUACGAUCCAUUCUUUGGUGCUCUGUCAUUGUUGUAGAAUUGUAGAACUAGCAUUUUAUUUGUAUACUAAGAAUUUGAAGAACUGAUUAUAGUGAAUAAAAAAUACACAAAUAUCAA